Molecule: messenger RNA, 354 nt
Organism: Symbiodinium necroappetens
Lineage: Eukaryota; Dinophyceae; Suessiales; Symbiodiniaceae
Source: the annotation of a GenBank genome assembly
AUGCUUGACAGGGCAAACAGUCCUCACCAGGGCCAUGCAGAGGAACAAGAAAAUCGGGAGGACCUUUCCAUCCACCUUGGACCUUUACAUAUGAUGGAGUCCCUGGCCGAAAGCUCUGCUUCUUUGGCUUGGCUGGCGAUCAGAAGAAAUGGCGAAGACCAGGGCAACAGGUUUGCUUCGACGGUGGAUCCAAUGGAUGGGCAAACUACUUUAUCUCUGGGAUCGGCCCACUACACGAACUUCUUUGGUGAUGCUCCGUGGGAGCUUUGUGGCCGUGAAAGCCACGAAGAUCUCAGAUCAAAUAGGAAUACUAGAGGUUUUGUAGUUCUCGGGUUGUUUAGGGUUCUCGCCUAG